Molecule: messenger RNA, 693 nt
Organism: Syzygium oleosum
Lineage: Eukaryota; Viridiplantae; Streptophyta; Magnoliopsida; Myrtales; Myrtaceae
Exons: 2
Coding region: 1-693 (230 amino acids)
Source: RefSeq, a predicted model, not a curated record
AUGGCGAGUAAGGCCGAUCCUUCGUUAUUCGUCUAUGCUUCUUCUCGGGGUCGUGUGUAUCUUCCGCUGUAUGUUGAUGAUAUCCUUGUCACUGGUGAUACUCCCGAGUUAUUACGGUAUUUGAUUACUCGACUCUCAUGGGAAUUUGCUAUGAAGGAUCUUGGACCUCUUUACUAUUUCCUUGGCAUUAAGGCUCAUCACCGCUCUGAUGGUACGUUUUUAUCUCAAGCCAAGUAUGUUGAUAGCCCUUUGCGCAAGUUUGACCUUGUUAAGAUCAAGCUUGUAUCUACUCCUCUAGGCUCGAAGACUUUAUUGUCUACUAACGAUGGUGAGGUUCUCGCCUCUCCGACAUUAUAUCGACAAAUGGUCAUCAAACGUAUAUACCGAUAUUUAGCUGGCACCUCCACCCAUGGAUUGCUCAUUGAGCAGUGUUCUCCCACUUCAUUGACUGCUUAUGGGGAUGCAGAUUGGGCUGCAUGCUUCGAUACUAGACGGUCCACCUCCAGUUUUUGUGUUUUUCUAGGUACCAAUCAUGUUUUAUGGAGUGCCAAGAAGCAACCCACCGUUGCUUGUUCUAGUGCAAAGGCUGAGUAUCGUGCUGUGGCUCAAUGUGUUGCUGAGACUAUUUGGAUUCAUCAUUUACUUCGUGAGCUCGGGGUCCCCCUUUAUAGGCUCCGUUUGGUUCAACUUUGA